Periophthalmus magnuspinnatus is the source of this 1831-nucleotide messenger RNA. It is a transcript of the gene slx9, whose product is annotated as SLX9 ribosome biogenesis factor. The coding region runs from base 103 to 870 and encodes 255 amino acids. The transcript has 6 exons. Lineage: Eukaryota; Metazoa; Chordata; Actinopteri; Gobiiformes; Gobiidae. Gene Ontology annotation, biological process: maturation of SSU-rRNA from tricistronic rRNA transcript (SSU-rRNA, 5.8S rRNA, LSU-rRNA). The record is from RefSeq and is a predicted model, not a curated record. Gene Ontology annotation, cellular component: 90S preribosome; nucleolus; preribosome, small subunit precursor.
GUCCAGUUUGUUGACUUUACAAAAACACAUGUGGUUAUUCUAGGUUCUUGACAGUGGGUUGUUUUUGUUGUGUUUUGGCAGAGUUUGGGGUGAAAAUUAAAAAUGGUUGGUAAAAUAAAACACGUCCGACAGAAGCUCCACCAGGAGGCGGUGAAGUUCGAGCCCAGUGGCCGCCAGCAGGCACCUGUCCCCGGGUUCCUGACAGAUAAGCCCCCCGCUCUACUGGGGACCCAAAACAGUCCAGCUGAAGAGAAGAAAGAGGACACAACAAAAACUACUCCACAGACCCAGACUAAAGCUCAGAGUUCUUUUCCAUCGGGAAUCUUCUCGGGGACAAAGAUCUCUGCAGACGCCCUCAAACAGACGCUAAAGUUUGAACAACCUCCAGAUCUGCCUCCACAGCCCAAGAAAGGUGCAGAGGAGAGGAAGCUGAAGAGUAAGAAGGAGAAGAUGAAGGAGCGUCGGGAUCGCUGGCUGAACAAGAUUAGCUCCAUAAAGCAGACCCGGGAGCAGGAGGUAGCUGCAGCACGCAGAAAGAGCACUCCGGUGGUGGGAGACCUCAGGCCGCUCGUGGACGCUCUACCAGAACUGAGCCAGCUGCUAGCGCCUAAUGCUAACAAGCUAACGGCUAAUGCUAAUAACAGCGAAAUGAGCCGGAAGAAGAGCAGGAAGAACAGCAGGCCAAUGAAGAGGACAGAACCCACCGAUUUCAGUCAAAUGAAGCAAUCUCAGAAACGUAAACUCUUAGAGGCAGAGACAUCGAGGUUUAGCGCUGCAGUGAAGUCACUUAGCACUAAAGCUAACCCACUCCUGGACAUCGGGGAGGUACUGAGGAAGAGGAUGAGACAAGAGGAAGAGGGACAGAGCUGACAACAUUACAGGAAAAUGGACUAUAAAACAAAAAGCUACUUAUGUUUUGGUACCGCCAUCUGGAAUUAUGUGCUGGAAAAAUAAAAAACAUUGUAAACAAAACAUUUUUGUCUAGUAUAGUUCAGAAUUCAGAGUAAUUAAAGAUGCAUUGUGUAACUUUUCAGGUCCAUGGAGAUGAUAUUGCUUUGGCUAGAAUGCCCCACAGUAUGGCAUUAAACACAUCUGUUUCUAUGGAGAUAAGACUCAGGGUCUAAUCUGUGGAAAGGCAAGCCCACACACAAUAAGAAUACAUGUUACGCAAUAGAACAACUAUAUAUUUGAAUAGAUGCAAGAAGGAUCAGUUUAAUGCCAUACUGUGCGCCAUACUACUUCUUGGAGUAAUAACAUUUCCACGGAGACAAGCAGACAAAGUUAUAGGUCAGAUCUGUGGAGAGGCGAGCCUGCACAUUGCAAAAAUCCAUGUAUCUCAAGGUAUUUUUGAGUAAUAAAAUCACCUUUAAUUGAAUAUGUGCAAGAUACGUCAGUUUAAUGUCUUACUGCGAGAAAAUCUUGGCAAAGUAAGAAUAUCUCCAUGGAGACGGACCCUCCACUAGAAAAGUUACAUAUUGCAGCUUUAAGUCUGAUAUGAAUUGGCCAUGUAAACUCAACAUAUUGAUUAUAGUGAUUGUAGAAAAUGUAUCCAACUAAAAUUAGAAAUCACGCCCUUAGUUGUGCAUUGUUAACGAGAGUAACAAAGCUUUGGUUAGCAGCAUGUAAGCUAUUGUUUUUGCUAAUCAUUUUGCCUUCAAACUGUGAUCAAGCUGCUGCUAAUCUGCUAAAACGAACUGUCAAAAUCUCUGCACACGUCGCUGAGAAUAUUGUCACUUUUGAGCAAAACAAAUGUUGUGUUUGUUAAAAUCCUGCCGCAGACCAUUAGUCACAGAUCCACUGUUUGACCACAAUAAACAUGAGCUCAUUCAAA